GCAUGCUGCUACCCUACAGAACGGGUGACCUUGUGAGCUGAGAGACAGCAUGUUUCCAUUUGGAGCAGUCAUCUACUCGUCUUGCUCGGGACGAUGCGCAAGUACAUGAGCAAGCGACAACGGCCGUGCGACCCCUGCCGGUCUCGGAAAACAGCGUGUCGCAUCGACCACGCACCUCCCUGUCGUGCCUGCGCACUCAGUCGCACAGAGUGCACGUUUCUGCAGGACGCUCCGCCAAGAAAGAGGCCAACAAAGGGUCAGGACUCGGCAGGGUCCGACUUGUCAACGGCAGGCGAAGCGCAGUGUCCAGAGGGAAUGGGUCUCGGCAUGGACGUAUUCUCAAAUCGGCUGCAUGAGCAGGAUGAGACGGUCCAGCAGAUGCUCUACCAUGACUCGGAUGGAUUGAUGUCUGGGUUGCAUAUGGAUCUGGAUGUGUCUGGAUAUUCAUUCCUUCCCGCGAUGAGUCCCUUUGGGUCUCAUCAGGAAGCUCAUGUCACGACCGCUCAUCAUGCGCCCUUCACCACCGGCGGCUCUCCGCUAAUACAGACGAUUGACCAAAUGGAAGAUGGGUGCCCCCAGGUCAUCGGAUUGAGUAGCGACAUGGACCCUUUCCUGCUGCAUCGCUAUCGCGCUGACGAUUCGGGCUUUUUCCACUUCAAGCAACUCAGCAUACAGUCGGUCCAAUCCCAUCCGUACCCAGUACAGUUCCUCACGUCCAAACGGUCACUUGUCGCCAAGACACGGGAGGAUGCUGGUGAUACAGAUAUACCCGAUGCGCAACUGCGAGCCGAACUCGAAGGAGUGGUAUCUGCGCCAACGGGAAGACGACUCCUGUCGCUCUUCCGCACGUAUGUCGAGCCCCAGUAUCCUAUUUUCUCGACGGAAGCACUCCCGGAUCCUGCAUCGUCACCUGUUCACUUACUAGCGGCAGCAUAUGCGGCUGCCUUCCCUUUCAGCAUGUACGAUGAUCAACUCUGUAUCGAUCUCGCGUACGACACCCCUCCCUAUGCCGAUCUCUCACGGCUGAUUAACCUAUCACUGCAACCGGACUUGCACUCACCCACCAUCAGUGUGGCACAAACAUUGGUCCUCCUCGUCAUACGACCCUUGGCAAACCCUCUUGUGGCCGAAGCUCCAUACAAGGGGUCCUUGAUGGGAUCGCUUGCAGCAGUGGCAGUCACUCUUGGCCUUCAUCUUGAUGCCAGCUCAUGGAACAUCCCGUCAUGGCAGGUUGCGCUCCGAAGAAGACUCUCCUUUGUCAUCUAUUGCCUUGACAAGUGGAUGGCAGCGAGCCUCGGACGCCCUCGACAGUUGCGAGAUGAUGACUGGGUCGUGACGUCUUUGGAAAGUAGCGAUCGGGAGGGAACGCAACGCACGGAUCUGGAAUGGGACUGUCUCGUUCAUUCUUCCCACGUCGCGAGGGUUCUAGACUCGGCACUUUCAAGUCUCUUCUCCCUCCGUGCAUCCCAAGAGAUCGCAAAUGAUCCUCGAUAUGCUUUGUCCAUCAUCGAACCCCUCCUAGAGUCACUGUCCCCUGUUCCCAGCAACCUUUCGGAAAACGACAGCCCGCUGGCAACAGUGCAAAGCCUGGGCCAUCAUUACGUCAGACUUCUUACUAUACGAGCUGCUUCUCGGCCAGCCGUCCAGACCAGCGCUACACAGCGUGACAACUCGAUGGCGAGCAGCGAGAUGGACCCGAACGUGGCAGAAUUACUGCGUGAGGCCGCAUACGACUUUGUCCAAUUCAUCAAAAGCAUCAAGACAGAUGCCAUGCAGGUCUUCUGGCCUCCAUGGUGCCCUGCGGUCUUCUCGACAUUGUGCUUCACCCUUCUUUCCGCAGUAGUCACGUCUAGCGACGAGACCGAGGCCACGAGUUGGCUAGCAUUGCUGCAGACAACUCGUCGAGAGCUGCGAAUCAAAGCCACGACACUUCCGGUACUCCGUUUAGGGCUAUUACGAAUCGAUGCGGUCUUUUGGCGUGGUUUGGACAAUGUGCUACGCUUGAAGCCACAUGUCCACGCAGCUGUACAGGCAACACUCUCGACAUGAACGAGGUUUUUUUUUUUUUUUUUUUUUUUUUUUUUUGUCUUUCUUU
This is a messenger RNA of Emericellopsis atlantica, 2095 nucleotides long. RefSeq names its product fungal-specific transcription factor. Bases 94 to 2049 code for a protein of 651 amino acids. NCBI's taxonomy places the organism in Eukaryota, Fungi, Ascomycota, Sordariomycetes, Hypocreales, Bionectriaceae. Gene Ontology annotation, biological process: DNA-templated transcription. The record is from RefSeq and is a predicted model, not a curated record. Gene Ontology annotation, molecular function: DNA binding; DNA-binding transcription factor activity, RNA polymerase II-specific; zinc ion binding. Gene Ontology annotation, cellular component: nucleus. The transcript is spliced from 2 exons.